CUUCCAUACAAGUAUUCUCUCUCCCUACAAACAUAUAAACCCACUUUCACUUCUUCAUUCGGUUCCAACACUCUAACCUAAAGGGCAAGAUUUAUCGAAAUGGAGAAGCUAAACUCGAAGCUGUACGUGCAAAACUGUUAUAUAAUCAAGGAGAACGAAAGGUUGAGGAAGAAAGCUCAGAUUCUGAACCAGGAGAAUCAACAACUUCUCUUGGAACUCAAACAGAAGCUCUCCAAAACCAAGAACCCUAAUGGAUCCAAUCAAGGAAGCAACAACAACCUAUCUUCAUCAAGCUCUGCCUCUGGACAAUCUUGAUGCAACAAAAAUCUUAGGACAAGAUUUGGAUUGGGUAGACUGAAACAUCAUCAUAACCCUGCUUAAUUAGAAGAACCCAUCUUUUUUUAUCUUUUUUGGUGUAAUCUAAGAAAAUAGUUAAGACUUAAGAGUAGUGGUUAGUAACUUAGUAGUAGUAUUAUAAAUCAUCAAGUAGUUUUGUUGUUGUUUUAUCUUUAUUUUAAAAUUGUGGGUUAUUCUAAUUUAUUAACUACAAAAAGGACAUAAGCAA
Molecule: messenger RNA, 565 nt
Organism: Brassica oleracea var. oleracea
Lineage: Eukaryota; Viridiplantae; Streptophyta; Magnoliopsida; Brassicales; Brassicaceae
Product: protein LITTLE ZIPPER 4-like
Exons: 2
Coding region: 100-315 (71 amino acids)
Source: RefSeq, a predicted model, not a curated record